GAGAAUGAGAGGGUUUAGCUAGGGUUUCGCACCUGACUUGAUAUAAAGACGGAGAGGGUUUCUAGUUAGGUUUAAGCGUCGAGCCUCUGUUCUGUUCAUUUGCAUUUCCAUUUUUCACACUCUCUCUGCUUUCACCAUGUGGACACUUCGUCGAGCUUCUCUUCGUCUCAGUACGAGCCAAGGACUUAACGCGGGAGCUACCCGUGCUUCGGCUGUCAAAUUAGUGCCAAUCACUGUUGAAGAAAAUGAGGCUGGUAUCCCUCAGUCUCGUCAAAUCACUCACAGUAGAUUUCUGUCCGCUGACACAUUUUGCCGCACGGGUCGGGUGUCCCUGAAAUUUGCUGUGGGCACGCGUGAACUUUCCUCACAAGCUGGUGCUAGCAGCACGAAAGUGGAUGAUGAUGAUUUGGAGGGUGGGUUGUCUGAGCUGGAGAUACAGGGAAGUAAUGAUGAAUCUGAUGCUGACCUGUCUGAUGAAGACGAGGAUGGUGGAAAACCAGUUGAUGAGAUGGACUUAUCAGAUGCUGACCCAACCAAGAAAAAAUCACAAGGUAGAAGGACUCAAUCGGAACUAUUCAAGGCAAUUGCAAAUGCUCCUGGGUUGUCUGUUGAUUCUGCUCUCAAUAAGUGGGUUGAGCAUGGGAAAGAACUAAGUCGGAAGGAGAUCUUGUUGGCUGUGCGUGAGCUUCGGAGACGUAAAAUGUAUGGGAGGGCUUUCCAGCUCUUUCAGUGGUUAGAGUCAAACAAGAAGCUUGAAUUUAUGGAGAGUGAUUAUGCUUCUCAACUUGAUUUGAUUGCCAAGUUGCGUGGCCUCCCAAAGGCAGAGAAAUACAUUGAGAGUGUUCCAGAAUCUUUUAGAGGCGAGCUAUUAUACCGAACAUUACUGGCUAACUGUGCUAGUCAGAACAAUUUGAUUGCAACAGAGAAAAUAUUCAACAAAAUGAAGGACUUGGAUUUACCACUUACAGCAUUUGCUUGUAACCAGUUGCUGCUUUUGUAUAAGAAGCUGGACAAGAAGAAAAUAGCUGAUGUUUUACUGCUGAUGGAAAAAGAGAAUGUCAAACCUUCUCUUUUUACUUACAGAAUCUUAAUAGACUCAAAGGGCCAGUCCAAUGAUAUUGCUGGAAUGGAGCAAGUGUUUGAGACAAUGAAGGAAGAAGGCUUUGAACCAGACAUCCAAAUACAGGCACUCUUGGCUAGGCAUUACACCUCAUCUGGGCUUAAAGAAAAAGCUGAAGCUAUGUUGAAGGAGAUGGAAGGUGAAAACUUGAAAGAGAAUCAGUGGGUAUGUGCAACUUUGCUCCGCCUUUAUGCAAACCUGGGAAAGGCUGAUGAAGUGGAGAGAAUUUGGAAGGUCUGUGAAUCAAAACCUCGAGUUGAGGACUGCCUGGCUGCAGUUGAAGCCUGGGGAAAGUUAAAUAAAAUUGAAGAAGCAGAGGCAGUUUUUGAGAUGGUGUCAAAGAAAUGGAAACUUAAUUCCAAGAAUUACUCAGUUCUUCUGAAGAUUUAUGCAAAUAAUAAGAUGCUAACGAAGGGUAAGGAACUUGUCAAGCUAAUGGCUGAUAGUGGGGUGAGGAUAGGCCCAUUAACAUGGGAUGCACUUGUGAAACUGUAUAUCCAAGCUGGGGAAGUUGAGAAGGCAGACUCUAUUUUGCAUAAGGCAAUCCAACAGAAUCAGCUGCAGCCAAUGUUUACCACCUAUUUGGCUAUUUUAGAGCAGUAUGCAAAGAGGGGUGACGUCCAUAACUCGGAGAAGAUUUUCCUUAAAAUGAGACAAGCAGGUUAUACGUCCCGAAUAAGUCAGUUCCAAGUUCUAAUACAGGCAUAUGUAAACGCCAAGGUUCCAGCGUAUGGAAUCAGAGAGAGGAUUAAAGCUGAUAACCUAUUUCCCAACAAAACGUUGGCUAACCAGUUGGCUCUAGUUGAUGCAUUUAGGAAAAAUGCAGUUUCCGAUUUGCUUGAUUGAGGCAUAUUUAGUAUUCUGCAAGGGUUGUUUCCUACGCUUUCCAUGCAACUAUUAUUAUUAGUUGAAUAGUAGAUUGCACAUUUAGUUUGAAUGAAUGUUGUCUUGCACUGCUAUCUAUAAGUUAGAUACACUUUUGCCUUUUAAGCGCAUUAUAUUAAUGCUUAAAUACUGCUUUUAUGAUUUUAUUA
Glycine soja is the source of this 2154-nucleotide messenger RNA. RefSeq names its product pentatricopeptide repeat-containing protein At1g80270, mitochondrial-like. Gene Ontology annotation, cellular component: mitochondrion. The record is from RefSeq and is a predicted model, not a curated record. The transcript is spliced from 3 exons. Lineage: Eukaryota; Viridiplantae; Streptophyta; Magnoliopsida; Fabales; Fabaceae. Gene Ontology annotation, molecular function: protein binding. The coding region runs from base 137 to 1966 and encodes 609 amino acids.